This is a messenger RNA of Cladocopium goreaui, 1719 nucleotides long. The record is from the annotation of a GenBank genome assembly. Lineage: Eukaryota; Dinophyceae; Suessiales; Symbiodiniaceae.
AACACAGCAACCCUUUGUCCGAAUAUAUCACUGCAUUUGCAAGGAUGGCCAAAUCGAAGGUCGCAAACAUGUCCAUGAAGUCCAGGUUCACUCAGUCGGAUACAGAGCCAAUGUUGCGGAAUCUAAGCGCCAUGAAGCUGCAGCAGUGGGGCAGAAUGCUGAUGGUCCGCAGGGCUUUUUAUCAUCUCUUCGUUUUGGAGGACAAGGUUUUGCUCAGACCAAAGCCUGGCUCGCUGGCGAUGAAGUUUCUACUUCCAGAGGAGUCAGACUCACGGCCAAGCUCGAGUUCCAACUCUGCUACAGCAAAUGCAUCGGGACAAGUUGGGAAGAUACGUGCUGGAGCUGACCGGCUGGGAGCAAAAGACCAACGAAUCACAUCAAAAGACCAGAGACUGGGAUCAAAGGCGCAGCCGGUGCCGGCAGUGUCACUUCCAGUUCUUGCUGGCCACUUUCAGAAGAGUGGCUGGUAUGCACCCUCGAGUUCACCAGAGCUUGACCCCAACGAGAGAGCGGCCAAGGCCAUUUUCAAAUUGCUCAGCGUGCCAUACCAUGGUGCACUUCAAGAAGGCCAUUUGGAUCAGAUUUAUCGGCACCACAGGAUACAGUGGAGAAUAAAGAUGUCAGCGACGAAUCUUCGCUUCAUUCUUAUGCGGCAUGGUGAGAGCUCUUGGGCUGUUACUCGAGGAGACAGCGCGGAUUCACCACCAGGGUCGCCAAUGGCAGCGCAUGCCAGAACUCUGCGGCCAGAGGGAUGGUCGCAGGUGACUCGCACCGCUUGGACGCUACGAUUGUGUCAAGAGUGGCAACCGGAGGUCUUGCUGACAAGCAGUUUGCCAUGUUGCAGGCAAACAAUUGAAAGAGUCCGAUCCGUGUUGGAUGACCCUGACUUGAGAGAUGGUGCUGUACCCGGGGCUAUACAGGAGCCAACACCUGCAACCUUUCUCUGCAAGACCCUGGACUUCCCAGAUCGUGAGGGGAGUCUGGGCCUCCAAGCAUGUGAAGUCGCAGAAGCAGUGCAACAGGUCGUAAAGGAAUUGGAAGUGCAAUCUGGUGAACGACCACUGCGUCCGAGGGAUGUGGAGGCCAGCCCUCCGCCAAAGAUCCUCAUGUUAGUGACGGGUGGUGCAGCAGCCGAAAGCCUACUAGGAUAUCUGACGAGUGGCAUUCAGCGAAAAUACUUGGACCAGCUUUUGAUUGGUGCCGGAGAUGCUAUGCUGCUUGAAUCCCCAACGCUCCAUCGCCUAGUUGGUGAUGGAAAUCAGGAACGAGUCAGACCAGAGAGCGAACUUUGGCAGGCGGGGCUCAGCCGCAACAAGUGGAAGGUUCUUCGCCACAUUCGGGGUGAUGGGCACGGAGUGCAGCUGGGUGCUUUGCCGAAGACGAUCCAGGAGCUGAAUGAGGAAACAGAUCGCAAAAUCAAAGCGAAGGUCAUGAAACCAAAGUUCGCAGCUAGCUCCCAUGUGGAUGGAGGACUUGAGGUGUUUUCAGAGACCAGGGCAGCUUUCAGGAGGUACGCUGGAGAGCCAAUGAUCUUCAGCCACAGAGAAUUCUCCAAGCUGUGCUGGAGAGCUGGAAAGACCGAACUGCCGCUCGAGUCGGAUUUCUGCGUCAAAGUGAAGCCUCUCGUCUUUGGCUUCAAAUUUUCGUCGCCAGUAGGCAGCAAGAGUGAGCAAGGCUAGUUUCGAGCUUUAGGGGGAUGCUGUUUGGGCCCCUUUCCUG